AUGAUUUCAAAUUCUGCUUCAACAAAAGAUGUUGUGUUCAUCUUUUGGUUGGUUGAUCAUGCAUUUGAUUUUACUUUACUCAACCCUUUUUCUGGUAGUGUGAUCCGUCUUCCUCCGCUUCCUAAAGAACAUGAGGACGACGUUUACCAUCCAUGGUACAUGUUGAAAGCUAUACUAACCAAAGAUCCAUCAUUAUAUCCAAAUGACUAUAUGGUUGUAGCCAUCUACGGCAUAUCUACAAAACUGUGUUUGAUAGAAGCAAAAAGUAAAAUUUGGAAGAAGUAUGAUAUCCCUCCUGGUCAAGAUUACAACCCUUUCGAAGAUGUUUAUGUUUGUAACAAUAAUUUAUACGCUUCGCAUUUGGACGAUGUGCAACUAAACCUUUGGAAAGUUGAAGUUGAUGAAAAUUCACCUAUUUCAUUACAGAGAGUUGCAGUCAUACUACAACCAAGUUUAAGUACACAUGAUUUUGGCCCAAUGUUUAUUGUUGAAUCUUCUAAGAAAGAGGUUUUACUCAUUAGAAGGGUUCUUUCAGUAGAGGAUCAUGAACAGCCAGACUCUGGUAUUACAACGUUGGUUAAAACUAUCAAGUUCGUUGCCUACAAACAUACUCGUACAUGUAAAGAUGGGACACAAAGGUUUGAAGAGGUGAAGAGUUUAGAUGAUGAUGCUGUGUUUAUUGGUGAACAAUCCAUCUGUAUUUCAACGAAGAAUUUUCCUACAUGUUUACCAAAUCGUAUAUAUUAUACAGAUAACCGAUACUAUUCUCACGAUCCUUUUGUAAAUGGACCUCAAGAUAUAGGAAUUUACAAUGUAGAAGAUGGAAGCUUUGGUGAACAUACAUCCCAGAUAUUACUCACCAGAAUUUGCCUUCACCCAUAUGGAUCGUCCCAACCAUAUACUACAAAGAUUCUGAGUUUUAGAAUUCGUUUGUGGAUUGGAAAUUCGAAUUUAUAUAAAUACCUCAUAAUAUCAUGA
Cucumis sativus (cucumber) is the source of this 978-nucleotide messenger RNA. RefSeq lists its product as uncharacterized. NCBI's taxonomy places the organism in Eukaryota, Viridiplantae, Streptophyta, Magnoliopsida, Cucurbitales, Cucurbitaceae. The record is from RefSeq and is a predicted model, not a curated record. The transcript is spliced from 2 exons. The coding region runs from base 1 to 978 and encodes 325 amino acids.